Messenger RNA from Helicoverpa zea (corn earworm), 2282 nucleotides. RefSeq names its product stabilizer of axonemal microtubules 1. Gene Ontology annotation, molecular function: microtubule binding. Gene Ontology annotation, biological process: microtubule anchoring. Gene Ontology annotation, cellular component: cytoskeleton; axonemal microtubule; ciliary basal body. The record is from RefSeq and is a predicted model, not a curated record. Lineage: Eukaryota; Metazoa; Arthropoda; Insecta; Lepidoptera; Noctuidae. The transcript is spliced from 13 exons. The coding region runs from base 642 to 1994 and encodes 450 amino acids.
CUUCCGUGGAUAGAGUAUAGGAACGUUUGUUUUUACCAAGCGAGUUUCUGAGUGGGCAGAGCGGGCUGGCUGGCUCUGAUUAUUCAAUAGUUACUAUGUUAUCCUGACUAGCAAAUGGGGGGACAUCAACCUUAUUUAUAUUUUUGACAUUCAAAAGUGUUUGUAAAUUAAAUGAUUUGACUUUGAACAUGAGUGGGUUCUGACACUGCUAAACUCACAAAUGAGAUCCAAACAAAAUUUUAUUUUGAAGAUUCAACAACGAAAAAUGUUUGCAUGUAACAUUAUUAAUACAUUCAUUAAAAAAAUAUGAUUUAGCAAAUUACAUUGUGUCACAUAGCUGAUGACGCACAAUGCACACACGCAAUAAAUAGCUAUUCAAUUAUAAUGUUACGGGAAAUUAGACCCAAUUUGCAAGAUAUUAGGAAGAUAUACUGGUUAAGUGCUGUGUGCCGUGCCCGGCGGCGGCACCAUGUGCCCCUUCCGCGGGCAUCAAAUCGGGGCUCCGGGAUGGAAAGCCCAUCGACGGCAAGCAAGAACACCCCUGUCCAUGCAGGACUUGCUGCUGUGGAAAACCUCCUAUCGUCAAACCAUGUUACAAACAACCUCGUAUCCCAGAGUCGUAUGCCCCGCGUCGCUGCUACAUGCGCCCCACUGCGCCAGUGGAGUCAUGCACUACAUACAAGCUAUCCUACCUGCCGGUGGAUGGUUGCCGCAACCUCAGGGGUGAGGCUCGCCGUCCCCCUGCCAACCUCGUGCCUAGCUGCGAGCCUAUGGAGGGAUGCACUGUGCAGAAGCUAUCAUAUUUGCCGAAUCCGACAUGCGUGACGCAGCCGAUCCGUCCAUGUCACCAUGACAUGUGGGGGCAAGGGCCCAUGCAGAACCUCACGACGCAGAGACACGACUACGUGCCAAAGCCCUGCGUACUGAGAGAGAGCUGCAAGCCGCCGGCGAAGUUCCAUUGCGUUGAACAGCCUUUUGAGAACCGCACGAUCAACAAGUUGUCAUAUCUACCGCCGGAGAGGAUCGAGCCGACCAAGUCGUUUGCGCCGGAGCGCUGCUACGAGAAACCUGCGGCCAAGAUGGAAGGCACCACCACACAGAAAAUGAGCUAUAUGCCCAACCAGAUUCUUCCCAAAGAGCCGUUGCCAUGGGCCUGCAAAGGGCAAUAUCAGAAGCCUUGUCAGAAACUGGACGCGAAUACCACCUAUACCAUGAGUUAUCUGGAUGCGGCGAGUGAUUGCCGUCGGCGAGCCAUAAUUCCUGACAGCUGCAACAACCCCGUCACCUCGUCCAAGAGAUUCGAAACUCAGACUAUUUAUAAGAAUAGUUACUUGCCGACGAAGUGCCCCAUCCCUACGCCGAUCAGGCCUCCGUCGAAUCUCGUCCCGUCCACCGCUCAAAUGGAAGGUGAUACUGUACAAAAGCUAUCGUACCUCCCGAACCCCACAUGCGUGACGCAGCCAAUCAGACCGUGUCACCACGACAUGUGGGGGCAAGGCCCCAUGCAGAACCUUACCACACAGCGACACGACUACGUGCCGAAGCCCUGCGCCACCAGAGAAUCCUGCAAGCCGCCGGCAAAGUUCCAUUGCGUUGAACAGCCGUUUGAGAACCGGACCAUCAACCGCAUGUCGUUCUUGGAUCCUGGCCGAUGUGCGAUACCAGAGUCCUACGCUCCGCUCAAGUGCUAUGAGAAGCCAGCAGCUAAAAUGGAGUCGACGACAACACAGAAGAUGUCGUACCAGCCGGUCUGUGUGCCACAGCCGCAGAGACCGCCGUGGGCUUGUAAGGGACAGUACCAGAAACCAUGCCAAAAGUUGGAAGGCACAACUAUUUAUCGGUCAUCGUUCCUGCCUCCCGGUGAAGACUGCACUGAGUACAUGGACCCGUGCCAGUACGGCGAUUGCAAACCUUGUGACUGCAUAUGCCCCGCGGAGUGCAUAACAACGGACCCGUGCGCAUGCAACUUCCCUAAAGCGGCGUGCUGCUCGUAGCGGCCAUUUUGAACAGCGUUCCAAAUUCAAGCGUAGACAAGAUGGCGCCCAUUCGACCGUUGAGCUUUUAAAUCAGGCGGGAAGCCUAUGUGAUCAUCGGUACUUCGGAAGUACGAACAAAUCAUGAGUAUUUUUUGUAAUUAUUACGUGCUUUCCUAAUGUAAUAUGUAUAGUAUUAUGGAUAAUUUUGAGUGAUAUAGUUUAUAGUAAAUUGUACCUUAUAAUUACGUUUCGAAUAAAUUAUAUUUUGUAAUUUUAUUGAAUAAAGAAAUAGAUUUUUUCUAUGAU